Hymenoscyphus albidus is the source of this 1280-nucleotide messenger RNA. The record is from the annotation of a GenBank genome assembly. Lineage: Eukaryota; Fungi; Ascomycota; Leotiomycetes; Helotiales; Helotiaceae.
CCUCGUCCUGCCUUCUUGACUUCUGAACCUCGCGAUGCGAUGUCAACCAAAAACAUCUACAAAAUGGCCGACAUCGAAGCCAAUACAGAAAUAGCACUCCAAACAAUGGAGCCCCCUCAGGAUGAAGCAUCAUUGACUGGUACAGAAGUUGCGCGUCCCGCCGAACGAAAAAUGAAAAAGAUAAUCCGCAAAAAGAAGCGUCCAGCGCGACCACAACUCGAUCCCUCAACCAUGAAAUCCGAACCGCCUCCUCAGACUGGUACCAUUUUCAACAUAUGGUACAACAAAUGGUCCGGCGGUGACCGCGAAGACAAAUAUCUCUCAAAGACGGCUGCGGCAGGACGUUGUAAGAUUGCGCUGGACACGGGUUAUACUAAGGCCGACAAGGUUGCUGGGAGUUAUUUCUGCUUAUUCUUUGCGCGGGGAAUAUGUCCCAAAGGGCAGGAAUGCGAAUACCUACACAGGUUACCGGGGAUUCAUGAUAUGUUCAAUCCUAAUGUGGAUGUAUUUGGGAGAGACAAACACUCGGAUUACAGAGAUGAUAUGGGAGGAACCGGAAGUUUCAUGCGGCAGAAUCGCACGAUAUACGUGGGAAGAAUUCAUGUUAGUGAUGACAUUGAGGAGGUUGUAGCGCGACAUUUUGCGGAAUGGGGACAAGUGGAGAGAAGUAAGUGUUUCCAACACGAAUUUGUCCUGAGGUUGUUGCUAACAAUGAUAUAGUUCGUGUUCUGAACACUCGAGGUGUCGCAUUUAUCACAUACUCAAAUGAAUCAAACGCCCAAUUCGCCAAAGAGGCAAUGGCUCACCAGUCUUUAGAUCACAACGAGAUUUUGAACGUGCGAUGGGCAACAGCGGAUCCAAAUCCAAUGGCCCAAGCGCGGGAGGUGCGAAGAAUUGAAGAACAAGCAGCAGAAGCUGUACGGAGAGCAUUGCCCGCGGAGUUCGUCGCGGAAAUUGAAGGGCGGGAUCCAGAGGCGCGGAAACGAAAGAAGAUAGAAGGCGGAUUUGGAUUGGCAGGUUAUGAGGCUCCAGAUGACAUAUACUUUGCUAGAGGCGCCAAUGCUGUAAAUCCAGUGGGCAGGCAAGGAUUGGAGCUGGAGGAUGAGCAAAGAUUGAUGAUCGAGGCAGAUCAAGUUGAAAGAGCGGAGGCUGAAGAGAGCGGUAUAUUUUCCAGCAGUACCCUUGCUGCAUUACAGAGUACCCAGUGCACAAUUGCGUCGAAGCCCAAGCCAAAGGCAAUUUCAGGCCCUCUGGUGGCUUAUGAUAGUGACAGUGAUUAA